Rhopalosiphum padi (bird cherry-oat aphid) is the source of this 2097-nucleotide messenger RNA. RefSeq names its product serine-aspartate repeat-containing protein I-like. The record is from RefSeq and is a predicted model, not a curated record. The transcript is spliced from 2 exons. Lineage: Eukaryota; Metazoa; Arthropoda; Insecta; Hemiptera; Aphididae. The coding region runs from base 1 to 2097 and encodes 698 amino acids.
AUGUAUAGCAUGUAUGGCCGUCCAUCAUCGAGUGGGUCCGACGACGAGGACUCUUCGACCAUGGAUACCACGGGCACGUCGUUGAAACGCAAGUCGUCGACUUCCUCGUCAAAAUCCACUUUUGACAAAAGCGUGGACUCCGUCGUAAAUGACGACAUGGGCGCAGAUACCAGUGACGGCUGUCGCCGCUCCAAGCGCAUUAAGUUGAGGACCCAACGUUCUGGCGCAAUCCCUUUACGUAAGAAAACCCGAAAACUUAACACAAUCGCAAAAAAAAAAAACACUCGAGUUUCUGCCACUAUUGGUAUUAAUGAAAAAUCCGGAGUUCCUGACACCUCCGCCGUUUAUGAGAAUACCAUAGUUCCUGCCGCAGUCCCUAUUCCCGAUGUUCCUGCCGCGAUGUUUGUUGACGAAGUUCCUGCUGCGGUGCUUAUUGACGAUGUUCCUGCCGCGGUGCUUAUUGACGAUGUUCCUGACGUGAUGCUUAUUGAAGAUGUUCCUGACACGAUGCUUAUUGAAGAUGUUCCUGACGCGGAGCCUAUUCCCGAUGUUAUUGAUGCGGUGCUUGUUGACGAAGUUCCUGAAGAGGAGCCUAUUCCCGAUGUUAUUGACGAAGUUCCUGAAGAGGAGUCUAUUCCCGAAGUUAUUGACGAAGUUCCUGACGAGGAGUCUAUUCCCGAUGUUAUUGACGAAGUUCCUGACGAGGAGCCUAUUCCCGACGUUAUUGACGAAGUUCCUGACGAGGAGCAUAUUCCCGAUGUUAUUGACGAAGUUUCUGACGAGGAGUCUAUUCCCGAUGAUAUUGAUGCGGUGCCCAUUGACAAUAUUCCUCGCACCCUCAGAGACGAUCUUCAAGCCGACUCCGAUUCCGAUUCCGACUUCGACUCCGACGGCAACGAUUUCUAUGAUGCCGAUAAUAUCUACGACCAGACGAACGCCUACGUCCACCACUCUGAAAUUGAAACUGACGCCAACGUUAUCUACGGAAACGACAAUGUCUAUGGCAUUCCGGAAGCUGCCACCGACGACGACGACGAGGACAUAAACGCAAAGGCCAUCCUAAGACAGCAGUUGUCGUUACCCGAUUACAACUACGGAAUGGAUAACGUUAAUAACGUACGGGAAGCCGCCGCCGCCGCCGCCGCCGACGACGACGAUAUAAACGCAAAGGCUUUCCUAAGACAGCAGUUGUCGUUACCCGAUUACAACUACGGAAUGGAUAACGUUGGUGACGUCCCGGAAGCCGCCGCCGCCGACUACGACGAGGACAUAAACGCAAAGGCCAUCCUAAGACAGCAGUUGUCGUUACCCGAUUACCACUACGGAAUGGAUAACGUUGGUGACGUCCCAGAAGCCGCCGCCGCCGACUACGACGAGGACAUAAACGCAAAGGCCAUCCUAAGACAGCAGUUGUCGUUACCCGAUUACCACUACGGAAUGGAUAACGUUGGUGACGUUCCGGAAACCGCCGCCGAUGCAGCCGCCGCCGACGACCACGACGACGACGACGAUAUAAAUGCCAAGGCCGUCCUAAGACAGCAGUUGUCGUUACCCAACAUUAAUUAUGAAGCCGACAACAUUGGUGACGUUCCGGUAGCUGCCGCCGUCGAUGACGCCGAUGCCGCCGAUGCCGCCAAUGCCGCCGCCGAUGACGCCCAUGCCGCCGUCGAUGACGCCAAUGCCGCCGCCGAUGACGCCGAUGCCGCCGCCGAUGCCGCCGCCGAUGACGCCGCUGACGACGACGACAACGACGACAUAAAUGCCAAGGCCGGCCCCAGUCAACAGUUGUCGUUACCAAACAAUUCUGAGCUAAUCAAAGAUAUAAAUCUCCAAUCACCAUCAGCCAUAGAGUCCAAAACUAUUUUCAAAAGAGAAAUAGUUGAUAAGGAUCCAAAUGAUCCUACAUUUGGUGAUGGAUUUGAAGUUGAUGAAAUGUUUGGUCAAAUGAGAAGAAAAAACGAAAUUUAUUACCAUCUUAAAUGGCGAAAAGGCAUUUACUCAGGUGUAGGUGUACUUGAGGCUACUAUUAUUUAUAAAAAAUGGCCUGAUAUUGCGCUCACGUUUUACCAGAAAUAUUAUGGAAACUUAAAAGACUGA